CCUUUAACCUCCACAGCUGAGCAGCUCUCUCCUGUUUCCUCAAAGUGAAGGACAGCAUGGCUAGUGCUGCUGUUGACAAUAUGUCGACUCUUUUAUACUUAAUGUUUGAAUCGUAAAGGCUUCGUAUGGAUACAGUUGGUGGGGAUAACUGGCGGAGACGCACGAGGAGCGCGCGAGCCUGCUCCAAGCCAACCAGAGCGCGAGCUGACGAGUCCAAUGUGCUGCGGUGUCUGAGCGUGGGGAACACGGAAGAAGGCCAUGACAUGGAGGAGGACAUCGGCCUCAAGCAGGACAGCCUGGAGGGACGAGUCAUGUCGCCCCGCUACAGCCUGCUGCGGGAGGUGGGCAGGGGUACCUACGGCGUGGUGUUUGAAGCGGUGGCCCGGAGGUCCGGGGCCAAAGUGGCCGUGAAGAAGCUGAGAUGCGACGCGCCGGAAAACGUGGAGCUCGCCUUGCAGGAGUUCUGGGCCCUGGCAAGCCUGGAGAAACGGCAUGAAAACGUGGUGCAGCUGGAAGAGUGUGUGCUGCAGAGGAACGGCAUGGCCCAGAAGAUGAGUCACGGGAACAAACGGUCCAAACAGUACCUGCGUCUGGUGGAGACUUCUCUGAAAGGUGAGAGAGUGCUCGGUCCUCCAGAGGAGCCGUGCUACCUCUGGUUCGUCAUGGAGUUCUGUGAAGGCGGCGACCUCAACCAGUUCAUUCUGUCCCGGAGGCCCAACCCGCAAACCAACAACAGCUUUAUGCUCCAGCUGACCAGCGCCGUUGCUUUCUUGCAUGAAAACAACAUUGUCCACAGAGACCUCAAACCUGACAACAUCCUCAUCUCAGAGAGAUCAGGGACUCCAGUUCUCAAGGUGGCCGACUUUGGUCUGAGUAAAGUCUGCGCUGGUAUAGGAAACACAAACGUUGGCGAAGACAAGAACAAAAACAUUAACGUGAACAAGUUCUGGUUGUCCUCUGCGUGCGGCUCAGACUUCUUCAUGGCUCCAGAGGUGUGGGAGGGCCACUACACGGCCAAGGCUGACAUAUUUGCCCUAGGCAUCAUCAUCUGGGCCAUGUUGGAAAGAAUUACCUUCAUUGAUGCUGAGUCUAAGCGGGAGCUGCUGGGUACCUAUGUGAGGCAGGGAGUGGACAUUGUGCCGGUGGGUGAGGCACUGCUAGAGAAUCCAAAGAUGGUACUGAACAUCCCACAGAAACGCAGGUCGUGCAUGUCUGACGGAGUGAGGAAGCUGCUGCAGGAAAUGCUCGCCGUCAACCCUCAGGACCGGCCCGAUGCGGUCCAGCUGCAGACCCGAAUGGACCAGGUCACCUAGGUGUGCUGCGUGACCUUCAACCUGAUAGAUUUACAGACGUUCUACGGGAGCUGCUACAUCAGUGAGGGCCUCACUGUUCAACCUGAAGACUGUGAAGAGAAGCUGAAGUUUGGAUGCUAAAAUGGGAUUUGUGUUUUCUUUGAACUUGUUUACAGUGUGAUCAUCUGCCAAUGCUGAUAGAGAAUGUUUGUCUUGCCCUAAAAAUGAUAAUGAAGCAGGAAAUAAUGAAGAUGUGGGGAGAUUCCCGUUGGAUAACAAGUUGGAGACUCUAAAUGUAAGCUUAAGUGCCGGAUUACUUUAUGUGCAGGUGUUCACAGCGUGGGUCAUCUCCAUGUGUCGGAUAUUUUAAUCAUAUUAAAUGAACACACCGGGACAUUAGAUUCACAAUACUGCUGGAAACAUGUCACUUCCUGUGGGGGUGUUUCUGUUAUUGUGUCCAACACUUCAGUGUAGGCUGGUCUCAUGCCAGAUGUUGCUGACACUUAGGAUUGUAUUGCACCUCUGAGAAACCACCGCUUCAUGGUCUGGAAGAACUAGAAAAACCGUAACGCCCCUUCUGUUGCGGUUUAUUCCACAAAUCUGUUGGUUAACAUGGAAGAACACUACAUAGGAGUCAUGGUUGGUUAUUAGGUGCGAGUGUGUGUAUAUAUAUUUAUAUAUAUAAAUAUGUAGAUAUAUAUAUACACAUAUCUCUCAAAUACAGCCAUUAUUUAUAUUCCUCUGUUUGAGAGUUUUGGCUAAUCUAGUGAGUGAAAUACUUGCAAAGAGCCUGUGAAUUAGAAAGAUGUGACAUCCAUUGAUUCACAGCAUUGCCUGAAAGUCUUCCAGUGAGUCACCUUGGUAUACAUUUGAAAAGUCCUCGUAAAACCCAUCCCAUUUUGCCUGUGGGCGAAUCUGAAUAUGUGUAGCUUCCACACUUCUUUGCCUUCGACUAGUUACCUUGAUUUCAGAGAUCAGGUUCUUUUUUCAUUUCGAUGCGACUUCAUUGACAUGUGCUCCUUGAGUUCCUUUGUAAUCUCAUUGUUUAAACCUAUGGUGCCUUGAAUUUGCUAGUCAGGUCAAAUUUGGCUCACAGCCGUACAGCUGUCAUAUUUGUGUAUUCUUUUGCAGUCCAAAUGCAUUAAUGAUUUAUGCUCUAAAUAAUUUGGUUUCUAACCACAAGAAAAAUAUGGAUUUCCAAGUUUCCCAUGUGUUCAUUUGAAAGAAGACGAUAUAUGUUUUCUUAUUUUAUAGUUUUUCUGUCGGCCAUUGAUUUGUUGUGUAAAUGACUAUUAAAGGGAACUGAAGAUUGAAUGUUAAUUUGAAUAAGUGCCAUUAAUGUUAAAGGAGCUAAAUGAUGUCAUCCUGUAAACUUUGAUGCAAAGAUUAGUUUUUUUCUUGAGAAAUAAUCACACUUGAAGUGUUGCUAAAUUCACAGCCGUUUUUGAGAUGUGAUUGGUUGAAGUUUCGGAGCAGUUUGGAACACAGUGAAUCACAGCUGAAUAUUGUAAUUUCCCCCCUAAAACCAAACGUCUGAAUACACAUGUUGAACCCUGAAUCUUAAUCCUGUUUUUAUUUGUACUACCUCAUUGUCUUCACUGAGCCAUCAUUUAAUGUUCCAUUCCUCAGUUCGAGAGGACCUGUUAGAUUCCCCGGAGGAGGUUCAGUUUUCCCUGGAUUGUGAAUGCAUCACAAUAGUCUGUAAUAAGUGACUCAGCUUUUGACUGCUUCGUUUCAUUUUUGCUGAUGCAUUGUGAGAAAUUGGUUUACAUUCAUUCAAAUGUUUACACAACUUUAGCUCAACACACUUCAUAAUGUUCGUUGGUUAUUUUGUGCAUUAUGUGAAAAAUGUACCUCUGUUUCAUCACAGUAUUAGCGUCUGGUAGUGCAGGGUAUUAAUCAUUUUGAACUGGAGAUGAGCUAACGGUAGAGCUCCCACUCAGUUCUUUAUUCUGAUUUCUGAGUUGCUUUUUGACUUUAAUUUAGAGGAAUGUACUUAAAGAGAUUUAAGCAGACCUUGAAUAUCCCCCCGCCUCUGCAGGGCUUCCUCAGGAGAAAUGUGUGCAGGAACGCUGUAGUGACUCGUAUGUCACUUGUUACACUCUUCUAUGCAACUCUGCCUCCCUAAUACACUGUGGAUUGUUCAUCCAGGCCCAGCUGAUUGAGUCCUUGUUGUGCUCCGAUCAAUUGACCCUUUAUUUCAACACAAUGUGCAGUUCUGGUUGUACAAGAUAGUAAGGUUGUUUUUUUUUUAUUGCUGAAUUUGUACCAAGGCUCUGUUUCAAUAAAGGUCGGUAAUACCUCAUCUGUGUCAAUUCUCAACAUGUGUAUUAUCAGGAGAUGUGGGAGUGAUGAAAAUACUGUGCAUGUUAGCUGGGUGUGCCCAUUCCAGCCCGGCACACAUGAACUGGGAAAAUAGAAUAAGUGACAGGUAGCUGAUCAUUCCUGCAGUUACGCUUUAGGUGUUCACUGACUUGUAUAACUUGAUUUACUGCUGCGUUGUGCUCCGAGGCAAUUAGAUCAGAUGUUAGGCUGCCUGUAGAUCCUCACAUUGUAGUAUAAAUAAAAUCAUCUGCAUUGCAAA
Molecule: messenger RNA, 3876 nt
Organism: Trematomus bernacchii (emerald rockcod)
Lineage: Eukaryota; Metazoa; Chordata; Actinopteri; Perciformes; Nototheniidae
Product: serine/threonine-protein kinase 35-like
Exons: 3
Coding region: 126-1313 (395 amino acids)
Biological process (GO): axon extension; autophagy; positive regulation of autophagy
Cellular component (GO): autophagosome; cytoplasm
Molecular function (GO): protein serine/threonine kinase activity; ATP binding
Source: RefSeq, a predicted model, not a curated record